GUUUUUUUCUUUCUUCUUAUUCUUCAUUUGAAUGUAUUUCUUUUCGUAUAUGUUUGUGAAUAUGCUUGCAGUUUAAUUUUAAAAAGGAAAUCCUGAUUAUUUCACAGGAAAUCCGCUUUUUCUUUUCAUAUUAAAAAAAAAUCGACAAACUUCCCAAAAAUGAAUAAAAAGAAAAACCAAUAGAGAAAGAAAAUUUUUCUUCCUUGAUGGAAAUCGAUUUUUCCCAACACCAACAGUGGUAAAAAACGGUAUUUUUUCUUGCCCUUUCUGUCUCUCUCUCUUUCUUGUUCUCUGCCCUUCUCACACUCCUCCAUUUUUCUAUACUCCUCUCGCUUAAUCUCAUGUUGAAAAUAUAGCAGCUAAUGGAUAUUAAAAGCGGUACUAUGGUGAUGGUAGGUGGUGUAUCGUGGUGAAUUCACAGUUGAGAAUGUGGUGAAUAUGUGGAAAAAAAUGUAAUUUUUGAUUUGCCAAAGGGCAGUCUAUUUUAAUAAUUUUAAUGUGCAGAAUUCAUCGAGGCCUGAAAAAAGUGUAAUUUAUUUCUUAUAACAAAAGUUAGAAAGUAAUUAAAAAUGGAUGUCACUGAUGUGACCGAUAUCGAUGUCUCGUAUAUUAGAGAAUGCUUAAGCUACCUAAAGGCCUAAAAAAGAAAAAGAAAGGAAAGAAAUCGAAAAAAGAUCAAGAACUCUUCACCGAAGAGGAACUCGAACAAUACAAGCGUGAGCAGCGUGCCAAACAAGAGGCCGCACUUGAGGCAGCCAAAUCAGACGUUGGUGAAUCUGACGGUGCAUCAGACGUCGAGAAGGGUUCGACUAGUGGAUCAGUUGCAUCAUCAGCACAUCCAGUAGAAAAUUCCGGCACAUCGGGAGAGGCUGCAGCUGCAACUAACGGUACAUCAAGUACAGUUGAUAAAACCGAAAACGACGAAGAGUGGGCUAAAUUCAAAGCCCUUACUUCGGGAGUAGACUCAGUCCUUCAUAAAACUCAACAGGAGUUAGAUCACAUCAAACAGACUUCUUUCUAUCAGCGACUUCCAUCAGCAGCUGAGAAGAAGAAGCAAGAAGAGGAAGAAGCUGCAGCUCGUGAGGCUGCACGCCUUGCAGAAGAGCGUCGUUUAGCCGAGGAGAAGGAAGCCAAUCGGGAUAAGUUAGCCGAAGCUGUUGUUGAGCUCUCCGAGUCCGAAGAAGAAUCGGAGGAAGUAGGUGAUAUCUUCGCAACUGAUUACAUAGAUGCCAUCACCAGUGGAGAGCUUCAACUAGGUGUUGUCCCAGAUUCACCGGAGCUUGAAAUCGACGAAGGGCCUGAUCCAUUUGACACAGCCUACGCAGAAAAGGUAAUCGUAGGCGCCGAUAAGGCCAAGGGAGGUAAGAAACUAGUGAGCCUUGGUGCUGCAGUCGAGGUUCUUACAGGACGAGUAGACCGUGAUCACGCGGUUGCCCUCAGUGGAGCCAAGCGAAAACCCAGAAAAGGUGUUCAAGAUCUUUUGCUUGAUGAAAGUAUCGAUUUAGAGGCCGUUGCAACAGAAGUCGAAGCAGUUUCAGCAACUCCGGAACCAACUAAUCUUCUAGACGAGCUAGCUGAUGAUAUUCCAAACGACGUUCCUAUUGACUUAACAGCGUCAUUGCAUUUGCAAUUCCUCAAGAAGCCAAAAGUCGAAGACGAGUAUAACGACGAAGAAGAAGAAGGCUUAGGAGGGUUCUUACCCGAACGUGAGCCAGCAGAGGGUGCUGAAGAUUUACCACCCAGUGAUAUUGUCGCUGAGUUCGAUGUUUUGAAAUACGAGGAAGACGAUGAAUUUGCAGAACUAGCUGCAGAAUCUCUGACCAAAAAGGAAGAAGUCAAAGUAAUUACACAGGUUCCCGUACCAAUAGCAGUAAGUGGACCUAUAGAGGGAGAUUGGGCUGAAUUUGAGCAGACUCCAAACGAACUCGAACAAACCUCAACAGGUGGAAAGGUUAAACCUCCAAGGCCAGCAGGCCCACCACCUCGCCCAACCAGCGGUCCACAUAUCGCCCCUGGUGUAAUCCAUCUAAGUGACGACGACGAUUUUGCUUUAGAGGACGAUCCAUUCGACACAACUUUCGUUGAAAAGGUUGUCACCGCCCAAGAAGACGACGACGACGAUUUUGACUUUGAUCCACGGGCCGAAGAACGAAAGGCCCCUGUGGUUCCACCUCCUCCCAAGAAAAUUCUGCAGCGUGAUCUUUUCAAUACAAAUUUUGCAGAUUCCGACGUUUCUUCCAAUCUUCUCGGAGCUCAACAAAAAGAUCUUCUUGCCGGCAGUACCACAGACUUAAGUGCAGUUGGGGCAGCACCCAUUGCCCCCAUCCCUGAGCCAAGUGAAGAAGAUUUCGAUCCUUUUGAUACAUCAGCUGUAAGUGUCAUUGUUCAACCCAAGGAAGUUGAACUUAAAGUACUCGAAAAGGAACUUCUACAGGACUCUAAGCUCAAGCACUCACUGAGCGAUCCAGACUUUGAUCCACGUGCCGAGGAGGAGCCAGCAACUCCAGUGGCUCAAAUCCAAACACCUUCGGAACCUUUUGAUCCCGCACGUCGAAAGUCUUCCCUCAGCCUAAACCUACAGUCAAAGACAGUUGGGUUUUUGGUUCCAAAAAAUCAGGAUUUACUCGGAGCAAAUAACGAUGGUGGCAAAGUUCAAAAGCCACUAACACCAUAUUACGCCAAGUCAGAGUCAAUACCUGAGAAAGAUAACGAAGAUCCAUUUGAUACGUCGUUUGUUCCAGCAAAUAAGCCAUCAGAAGUUGAAUUAAAGAAUCUAGAGCAGGAUCUGCUGACAAGCAAUCUUAAGCAUAGUUUAUCUGAUCCAGAUUUUGAUCCACGAGCUCCUCCAACACCAGUUGCACCAGCUGAUUUGUUGGGAGUUCAAGAAAAUAUCAAUAUAAAAGUUCUGACUCCAGCUCAGGAGAGCAAGGAUAUUGUUGAAGAGCCAGAGGCGAUUAUCGAUCCAUUUGACACAUCGAUUGCAGCAAAUAUCGCCCCCGGAAAGGCGGAGCUGAAGGUUAUAGAAGACGAACUCUUGCCAGCACAGACCCCAGAAAUCACAACAGGAGUUCUAGACACUCUCACAGACGCUCAGGAACUCGGUUUGGGAGACAAAGUUUUGACUCCUCAACUGACUCGCAGAGAAGUUAGCACACCAGAGGAUAUUGACCCAUUUGACACAUCAAUUGCUGAGAAUCUAGCACCAGGGCAGACAGAAAUCAAGCUUCUUGAGAACGAAUUAAUCGAACGUUAA
Molecule: messenger RNA, 3253 nt
Organism: Eupeodes corollae
Lineage: Eukaryota; Metazoa; Arthropoda; Insecta; Diptera; Syrphidae
Product: protein stoned-A
Exons: 3
Coding region: 617-3253 (878 amino acids)
Source: RefSeq, a predicted model, not a curated record